AUGUCCCAGAAGCCUCUGUUCCUCCUAUUCAGUGUCAGACAAGUCUCCCCCAACGUCACCCUAAGAUGCUGGGCCCUGGGCUUCUACCCUGCCUUCAUCACCCUGAGCUGGCAGAGGGAGGAGGAGGAACAGACUCAGGAUAUGGAGCUGGUGGAGACCAGACCUUCUGGGGAUGGAACCUUCCAGAAGUGGGCAUCUCUGGUGGUGCCUUCUGGGGAGGAGCACAAAUACACAUGCCAUGUGCACCAUGAGGGGCUGCCUGAGCCCCUCACCCUGAGAUGGGAGCCUCCUCAGUCCACGGUCCCCAUCAUGGCAGUCAUUGCUGGUCUGGUUCUUCUUGGAGCUGUGAUCAUUGGAGCUGUGGUGGCUUUUGUGAGGAAGAGGAGGAGAAACACAGGUGGCAAUGGAGGGAACUAUGCUCCAGCUUCAGACAGGGACAGUGCCCAGAGCUCUGACGUGUCCCUCCAAGACUGUUAAGCGUGAAGACACAAUGACAGAUGUGUUCAGGUCUCUCCUGUGGUGUUCCGUUCUCAUUCAGUAACAUUGUCUGAAUUUCCACGGGAUCCAAUAGAAUCAUUGUGAAGAAAGGUGGAACCCAGCUCACCCUGCACACCAGGAGAUUGUCUCUGUCCUGUCUGGGUUUCCUUCAACCUCCCUGGUCCAGCGCAGGCAAAAGGGAACAUCUCCAUCCUGCCACCUGCAUGCUGCCCUGAGCUGCAGGCCCUGACUUCCCCCUACUGAAAUAAGGAUCUGAAUGUGAACUUGAUUGUUCCCAUCCUUGAUCUGAUAGGUGGAUUGGUGUGUAAACUGAGGGACUGUGAUACUUGGAGUUCAUGGAGGAAAUAAAUGGCAGCAUGGAGACCCUC
Arvicola amphibius (Eurasian water vole) is the source of this 866-nucleotide messenger RNA. RefSeq names its product H-2 class I histocompatibility antigen, alpha chain-like. Gene Ontology annotation, molecular function: peptide antigen binding; signaling receptor binding. The record is from RefSeq and is a predicted model, not a curated record. Gene Ontology annotation, cellular component: external side of plasma membrane. Lineage: Eukaryota; Metazoa; Chordata; Mammalia; Rodentia; Cricetidae. The transcript is spliced from 5 exons. Bases 1 to 477 code for a protein of 158 amino acids. Gene Ontology annotation, biological process: immune response; antigen processing and presentation of endogenous peptide antigen via MHC class I via ER pathway, TAP-independent; positive regulation of T cell mediated cytotoxicity.